Messenger RNA from Coregonus sp. 'balchen', 8016 nucleotides. NCBI's taxonomy places the organism in Eukaryota, Metazoa, Chordata, Actinopteri, Salmoniformes, Salmonidae. The record is from the annotation of a GenBank genome assembly.
AUGUUGUUGGUAUAAUAUAAAACAAAAAUACCAAAUGUUCUUUUUAAGUCACUAGCUAGGUCAAUGGGCCAUUGAAAUAAUAAUAAAAUGCCAUUUAGCAGACGCUUUUAUCCAAAGCGACUUACAGUCAUGCGUGCAUACAUUUUUGUGUAUGGGUGGUCCCGGGGAUCGAACCCACUGCCUUGGCGUUACAAGUGCCGUGCUCUACCAGUUGAGCUACAGAGGACCACAAAUGUUUUAGCAUGUUUCAUGGAAGUUGUUGUUGAACUUCUGAAAGUCUAGGCUUUGACUCAGUGGAUAAUAAAGUAUUGUGGAGCACAGACAACCCGGUUUAAAAUAUAUUGACCAAAUUCAGACAAGGGGGGCAAAGCCACAGCCCACUGAGGUAGGAGAGCACUGAAGUAUCUGCAUAAUAAUAAUCCAUAUCUCUUUUAUAAACAGGAUAGUAUCAUUGAUUAUAUAAAAGUGCAUGUAUGAAUAAGUCUGAUUGACCUUUUUUCAUGGCAGGUUCACCUUCUGAAGCCAGACGAGGUUCCCAAAGCGUGCUGCGCACCCACCAAGCUCAGUCCCAUCUCCGUACACGACGACAACAACAAUGUGAUCCUAAAGAAGCAUCGCAACAUGGUGGUCAAGACCUGUGGAUGCCUGUGACACCUGUGGUAGCCCAUCUAUUCUACAUCAUUUUUAUAAACUUGACUACCAUUGUUCCAAAAGAUACAAACGGGGUAAUAUACCUUGCAGCCAGCAGUUGAUAGCAAUAAUCUGGCAAUAUGUGUAUAAAUAGUAUGUAUCUACACUGAACAAAAAUAUAAACGCAACAAUUUCAAAGAUUUUACUGUGUUACAGUUCAUAAAAGGAAAUCAGUCAAUUCAAAUAUAUUCUUUAGGCCCUAAUCGAUGGAUUUAACAUGACUUGGAAUGCAGAUGUGCAUCUGUUGGUCACAGAUACCUUUUUAAAUAAAGAUAGGUGCGUGGAUCAGAAAGGUGAGGUGAGGUCAUACAAGGUCAGGGGACAACACUGGUUUUUGGUCUUGUUGUUAAGCUUGUUUUAUGCAGAGUUUAAAGGGAUAGUUCAUCCAAAUUACAAAAUUACUUAACUUGCGUUUACAUUUAAUUGUGUCUUUAUUUUACAUCCAAUGCAUCCAAAGCAUGCUUUACAGUCUGUCCUGUCUCAUAACAUCUUUUUUGAUCCCUUUCAGAUCACAGCCACGUCAACAGUGGGCGUCAGGCUUGUAAGAGACAUGAAUUAUAUGUGAGCUUUAGUGACCUAGGCUGGAAGGUGAGCUUCUGUCUCCCUUAACUACUCAAUCUACUGAAUAGAUAAUAUCAUGAUCUAACAUUGUAUCACCUUAUUUGCUGUAACACACAAUUAACAAAAUAAAUAACAAUGUAAAUCACAAUAUGGGGAUGAGGUAGUUGGGUGGGCUAAUUACAGAUGGGCUGUGUACAGGUGCAGUGAUCGGUAAGCUGCUCUGACAACUGAUGCUUAAAGUUAGUGAGGGAGAUAAGUGUCUCCAGCUUCAGAGAUGUUUGCAGUCCGUUCCAGCUAUAUGCAGCAGAGAACUGGAAGGAAUGGCGGCCAAAGGAGGUGUUGGCUUUGGGGAUGACCAGUGAGAUAUACCUGCUGGAACGCAUACUACGGGUGGGUGUUGCUAUGGUGACCAAUGAUCUAAGAUAAGGCGGGGAUUUGAUAGGAAGUGAUUUAUAGAUGACCUGGAGCCAGUGGGUUUGGCGACGAAUAUGUAGUGAGGGCCAGCCAACGAGAGUGUACAGAUCACAAUGGUGGGUAGUAUAUGGGGCUUUGGUGACAAAACAGAUGGCACUGUGAUAGACUACAUCCAAUUAGCUGAGUAGAGUGUUGGAAGCUAUUUUGUAAAUGACAUCACCGAAGUCAAGGAUCGGUAGGAUAGUCAGUUUUACGAGGGCAUGUUUAGCAGCAUGAGUGAAGGAGGCUUUGUUGCGAAAUAGGAAGCCGAUUCUAGAUUUAGCUUUGGAUUGGAGAUGCUUAAUGUGAGUCUGGAAGGAGAGUUUACGGUCUAACCAGACACCUAGGUAUUUGUAGUUGUCCACAUAUUCUAAGUCAGACCCGCCGAGAGUAGUGAUUCUAAUCGGGCGGGCGGGUGCAAGCAGCGUUCGAUUGAAGAGCAUGCAUUUAGUUUUACUAGCGUUUAAGAGCAGUUGGAGGCCACGGAAGGAGUGUUGUAUGGCAUUGAAGCUCGUUUGGAGGUUUGUUAACACAGUGUCCAGUGAAGGGCCAGAUGUAUACAAAAUGGUGUCGUCUGCGUAGAGGUAGAUCUGAGAGUCACCAGCAGCAAGAGCGACAUCAUUGAUAUACACAGAGAAUAGAGUCGGCCCGAGAUUUGAACCCUGUGGCACCCCCUUAGAGACUGCUAGAGGUCCAGACAACAGGCCCUCCUAUUUGACACAUUGAACUCUAUCUGAGAAGUAGUUGGUGAACCAGGUGAGGCAGUCAUUUGAGAAACCAAGGCUAUUUAGUCUGCCAAUAAGAAUGCAGUGAUUGACAGAGUCAAAAGCCUUGGCCAGGUCGAUGAAGACGGCUGCACAUUACUGUCUUUUAUCGAUCGCGGUUAUCAUAUCGUUUAGGACAUUGAGCGUGGCUGAGGUGCACCCAUGACCAGCUCGAAGAGGGGGAUGACCGCGGCAGCUUUCCAAAUCUCUGGGGAUCUCAGACGAUACGAAAGACAGGUUGAACAGGCUAGUAAUAGGGGUUGUGACAAUUUCGGCGGGGUCCAGAUUUAGCAGCUCUUUCAGGACAUCAGCUAUCUGUAUUUGGGUGAAGGAGAAGUGGGGGUGGGGGGGGGGGGGCAUGGGCAAGUUGCAGCGGAGGGUGCAGAGCUGGUGGCCGGGGUAGGGGUAGCCAGGUAGAAAGCAUGGCCAGCCGUAGCAAAAUGCUUAUUGAAAUUCUCGAUUAUCGUAGAUUUAUCGGUGGUGACAGUGUUUCCUAGCCUCAGUGCAGUGGGUAGCUGGGAGGAGGUGCUCUUGUUCUCCAUGGACUUUACAGUGUCCCAAAACGUUUUGGAGUUAGUGCUACAGGAUGCAAAUUUCUGUUUGAAAAAGCUAGCCUUUGCUUUCCUAACUGAUUGUGUAUAUUGGUUCCUGACUUCCCUGAAAAGUUGCAUAUCGCGGGGGCUGUUCGAUGCUAAUGCAGUACGCCACAGGAUGUUUUUGUGCUGGUCAAGGGCAGUCAAGUCUGGGGUGAACCAGGGGCUAUACAUGAACUCUAACAUUGGUUUCAAUGGGAAUGACGGUAAAUGGCUCAGACAUUUAUGGCAAACUGAAACUAAAAUAACCAAUUUACCUGAGUCUACAAUGGCAGUCUUAAAAUAGAGUACGGAUAGUGAGAAGUAACUUUCAAGACUGAAGCAAUUGUGCCCUAUAGUGGUGGACUUUAUACUGUACCAGGUUACUACACAACUAACAUACACUGAGUGUACAAAACAUUAGGAACACCUGCUCUUUCCAUGACAUAGACUGACCAGGUAAAUUCAGGUGAAAGCUAUGAUCCUUUGAACGGGGUAUGGUAGUAGGUGUAUCAAGAAUGGUCCACCACCCAAAGGUCAUUCAGCCAACUUGACACAACUGUGGGAAGCAUUGGAGUCAACAUGGGCCAGAAUCCCUUUGGAACGCUUUCGACACCUUGUAGAGUCCAUGCCCCGACAAAUUGAGGCUGUUCUGAGCAACAGGGGGUGCAACUCAAUAUUAGCAAGGUGUUCUUAAUGUUUUGUACACUCAGUGUAUGUAGGCCUACAUGUUUUUAAAUAGUACAGUAUCACACAUCACAGUACAAUGCCAUAAAGCGUGGGCCUGUAGUACAUGUAAAUCAACUUAAAGUUGGUUUUUAUUUCCAUAUGCAAAGAAUAAAGCAUAAUUGUUCAUGUAAUAAUGUAAUAUUAGCCUCAUAACAACUCCAGGAAUAGGAAAUAGUGAUGAAAUAAUCAAAUAAAUGAAAAGACAGAGACAAAUGCUUUUGAACUACUAUUUAUUUUAUUUGAAAAUGUAAAACUCAGUGCAAAGUAAUGUAGUGCAAUAGUGUCUCGAUCCCUGUUUGGUGGCAAAGUGUGACAAGAAUCCUGUGGGGAGAGAAAACAAGAGAAUACAUGAAUUUAAUAGGUGUUAACUAAUCAGGGUUCAACGAGAGAGAGAGAGAGAGAGAGAGAGAGAGAGGAGAAAAGAAGUGUGGCCCUUCAGGUCUCUGCAGUAGGACUACAUGCUGGCCAUGAGGUACUCGAGGUGGUACUCCAGGAGGCUGGAGAGCUCAGUGACCAGAGACUCUCGGUUAAAGUACCAGGCUAGCUGCUGCCCAAACAUGUCAUCUAGCAGAGCCAUCAGCCCGCCCUGAAGGGAACACCACACAACACAUAGAAAAUGGCUCUGAGCUACUAGCUUAUCAAGAGGAGAGAGACAAUGAGAGUUACUCCCUCUAAAACGGCAUUGAAACCCUGUUAACCAGGAACGAGUAAAGAGGAAGUAAACUAGUAAUAAGGAAGAAAACAGGAAAUAAACUCUUGACUCUUACAUUGAGCAGCAACAGGUAUCUCUCAGCCUUUGGCUCAAUGCUGGCAACAGUGGGCAGGAAGGAGUACAGGAGAGCGUACAGACGCUCCAUGAACCCACCAGGUUGCUAAAGUAAACAGAGGAGGAGAGAAGAGAAAUUGAAGUGAAAUUGCUAAUAGACAGACAUCUAAACAUUUACCAGCGAGAUGCUACUUACCACCAUCAGGGAUUUCUGAGCUGUCAUCAUCCCAAACAGCACCAGCUCAAAAAGGACAUCUAUCAGGUUAACAUGAUGGAUCUAGGACAAGAAAACACGUUUGGAGAAAAUAGGAAUGAUUUCAAAUAGAUCAGCUACUGUGCCGUAUAAAAGACAUGCAUGUGGAAGAACUCAAAGUGAGACUUGAAAGAGUUAAUUAACUCACCUUUGCCUCAGCCAGCUCCCUCUCAAUGUCAAUCUGCUUGGAGGGGUCACUCAGGUAGUCCACAAAGUCGUUAUAGGCACGGAUGAAUUCGGCCUCGUCCUAUCACAAAGCAAAGAGCAGUGAUGUUAGUGCACAGAACACAUUUCCCACCGAGGACGCUCUCUUUCCCUUGAAGGACAAUGAGUUAGUGAGCUACCAUCUGGUGGACCUGAACCAGUGCGCCCAGUAGGACCUUUCCCGCCACAAACAGAUGGUUCCUGCUCAGGGUGGAACCGAGCAGGGUCUAGAGAAGAGGGAAGAGUUAGGGUGAGACACCCAUCUUCCUCUAGGAGACAGACAGAACAGGAAGACACAGAGAGUCAAAGAAAAGUGGGUCCACUCACAGUAAAGGCCUGGCGCAGGGAGACGAGCCUCAGGCCGAUGUCCUCCACUCUCUUGGUGGUAAGGUAGAGGCUGUGGAAGAGAGGGAAUGGAGCAUGUCAAUGGGGGAUAACAGCAUUGUGACCACUAUCCUUCAGCAUCUGACAAGCUCAGACUACACACACAUUUAGAGGGACUCACUUUAGCAGAGGAACCUCCCUCUCCUCAGGCAGCAGGUCCUCCUCCCAGCCCUACAAUAACAGAACAAUUAUUCAACAUCAGUGACCAAUGUAAUGACAUGACAAACAAUGGGUCAAUCGAAGGAUCUUAAUGCUACUAGUCAAUAGUAUGUGUAUGUGUGUGUGUAACAUCUGACCUCAUAGCAGUUGUGGCCCUCAGGCUCUGGCUCAGUGAACUGCUGAGUGGUGGGCGUAGAGACGGAGGCAGCCUCCGACCACGCCGAGGAGGAGAGCAGCCCAUCCAGCCCCAUGUGGAGAGUGGCGUACACCACCGAGACAUCAGUUUGCUGCUCAAAACACACACACACAACACACGUUAAUAGAAAACAGACCAUAUCUAAUGGAAAAAUGCCCUGUAAUUUCUAUUCUAUAUACAUAGGAAAUUGUUUAUUUACCUGGUAGCAGCCAUGCGUCACGGCCACAGACGUCUCGUGGCGGAGGUGAGACGCAUACUGGGUCACCCUGCCAGCCACACACUGACAGAGAGAAACGACAUGUUAAGGCCAAACGGAAUAAGUGAAGAAAAGCCUAAUCUAAUACUAAUUCAGUAGUAUUUACAUCUUACCUGGAUCCAAGAGAUGGACUGCACCUUGGUGGCACAGUAGGGGAUGCCCUCUGGACUAAGUCUGUGUGUCUCCUUGGAGAUGGCCCACACCAGUUGAGUCUCCAGGCCUCGAACCCUACUCACAUGGUGCAUCCUCACCACCACCUGCUGUGGAGUGAAACAACAAGACAACAUCAACAAAACAACAUCAGCCAUCGCUGUAACAUAUUUCCAUCAAGAUCACAUGACACUGACGAUGUAGAUUAGGAUUAGGUAGUGACAAAGACACAUACCUGGGAUCCCCCACGCAUGUAGGUGAUAAUGGGGCUGAUGAACUGGAAAGUUCUCCAAGCUUUAGCCACCGGACCGGCAUUGUUCUGCACAAGAGGGGGUUGACAUUACAAUACAUUCAGGUUAGAAACAGCAAACAUUGCAACAGUGAUGUGACUGUGUGUGUGGGUCUCUUACCCUGAUCACAACAGGCCCACAGUACAGGGAGCUAAACCUAAUCGGUAUCAACUGCCAAUUACCAGUGGCCUCCUAAAGCAGAAGGCAGACAACAAAGAUUUUUAGAAUGUCAAAGUGACACAAAUUGAAUAUCUGGGAUACUUUUCAAACAUUAAACUUUCUGAAAAUUGUACCUCAAGGAUAGUCGGCACAUCUGGCACCUCCUCAAGGAUGGCUGGCAGCAGUGGUACAUCCGGCACAUCAUCCAAUGGCACAACCAACUGGACCUCAUCCAGGACAGUUGAUUCUAAAAUUAGGAACAUUGGAAUACAAACAAACAAAUGUUAGGAUGUAAAACGUAGCGAGCUAGCUAGUACUACUAGUUCAAAAGUGCAUCUCUUAGCAAAAGUUACUAAAGUUAACGUUAGCUUGCAAGUAUGGAUUACAGAAAUACACAACAUUUCACAAAUUACAUUUAUAUUGUUAAAUGUGGUAAAAUAAGAAGUUUAAACUCAACAUACCCUCUUCGAAGUCGAUGUCGCUGUCCACCUCCCGACGAUUGCGAACCCUGCAAAACGGAAAAAGACAACAAAAACAACCCACAAAUGAAUUUGAACAACCUGUCGACGCAGUAGACCGCCGACGUCCACGCACUCUCUCCACCAAUUUUGAAAAGCACCCAGGCAUUUUCCAGUCGAUCUUUCAGUCUCAGGUCUCAAAAAUCAGUCAAGUUUGUUGUUGUUGAACAGCAAACUGAAGUUGUUGUUGUUUUCGAACAGAAAACGUUCAAUAGAACGCUGCAAUGUUCUAUCGGUUAGAUGUCUCUUGGCAACACAUAUUUUUGAAAAUUGUUGUUUACAAAAUUGACAGCUGUGUUGCCAUAGAAAUGAGUUUGGAACUCUAUGCUUACCAUUAGAAUUCUAUAAAAAUUCCAUUCCUACUCAUCAUUCUAAUUCUAUUGACCCUAUUUUGUCACCAGAGGAUUUCCUAUGUUGUUGGUAUAAUAUAAAACAAAAAUACCAAAUGUUCUUUUUAAGUCACUAGCUAGGUCAAUGGCCCAUUGAAAUGUUUUAGCAUGUUUCAUGGAAGUUGUUGUUGAACUUCUGAAAGUCUAGGCUUUGACUCAGUGGAUAAUAAAGUAUUGUGGAGCACAGACAACCCGGUUUAAAAUAUAUUGACCAAAUUCAGACAAGGGGGGCAAAGCCACAGCCCACUGAGGUAGGAGAGCACUGAAGUAUCUGCAUAAUAAUAAUCCAUAUCUCUUUUAUAAACAGGAUAGUAUCAUUGAUUAUAUAAAAGUGCAUGUAUGAAUAAGUCUGAUUGACCUUUUUUCAUGGCAGGUUCACCUUCUGAAGCCAGACGAGGUUCCCAAAGCGUGCUGCGCACCCACCAAGCUUAGUCCCAUCUCCGUACUCUUCUACGACGACAACAACAAUGUGAUCCUAAAGAAGCAUCGCAACAUGGUGGUCAAGACCUGUGGAUGCCUGUGA